AUGGAGGUAGCCGAUAUUUUUGCAUUUGCCAUAUCCAUCCUUCAGCGAGUCCUUGCAACUGCUAUAGGCUUGGCUGUUGCUGCUCAUGAGAGAUACCCAGAGUAUACAAACAUUGUCUUUACAAUAAUUGCUGCAUACAUAGCUUACUCAAUACUUGUCAAGUCAGCCAAAGCAUGGAUCAGGUUUACAAUUAGUCUUUUAAAGCUGAUACUAGUCGUGACGUUCAUUGUUGUGGCGUAUGGCAUAUCUGUUCGAGGCUGGGACACAUUUUACAACUCUGACAUUCCCCACAUUCAAAGCUUUGCUUCGAUGUUUUAUAGAAUUGGCAAGGGAGCAAUGGGAGCAUUUGCUAAAGAUCAGGAGCAAAGCUAUCAAGAAUACUGGCGAGCUGCUGAAGGAGCCGCAAAGGGUGGGUUAAAAACCGGCAACCCAAUCCUCGAUGAGGGGCUCGAUUACUUGAGGGAGAAUAUUGGAAGUGACACCAUUGAUCAGGGGAUUGAGUAUUUGAAGGACAAGAUUGACGUGAAUGAUAUUCAGAAUUUUUUAGGCAUGGUGAACCAUUAG
This is a messenger RNA of Lodderomyces margitis, 564 nucleotides long. RefSeq lists its product as uncharacterized. NCBI's taxonomy places the organism in Eukaryota, Fungi, Ascomycota, Pichiomycetes, Serinales, Debaryomycetaceae. The record is from RefSeq and is a predicted model, not a curated record. Bases 1 to 564 code for a protein of 187 amino acids. The transcript has a single exon.